AAAAGAGAGAUUAAUUUACAUUAAAAGAGGUUGCAUUUACAAACAAAUAUUGUGCAACGAUUAUAAAGGCAAACUGCUGUUGAUAUACAGCACACUCUUCUAACUCAAGGGAACAGUUCAAGAGGUGCUCCUGACUGUAGCCGUGUGGAUGCAGAAGAUGCUGGGAUGUAAGGAAACGAGGGUGAGGUACAAGCUGACCCUGGCUACUGGCCUGCUGGAGUGUUUGUGUUUCGCUGGCAUUGUGUUUGGUUGGGCAUCUCUCAUGUUUGUAUUGAAGUCAGAGGGCUACUUCAGUGACAUGUGCGUCAAUGUGACAAACACUAGUGGAGAAAACUCAGAUUGCAGUCCGCAGGAUGAGAAUUUCUCAUUAGUCUUUACUGUUGCCUCGUUCAUGAACAACUUUCUCACUCUGCCCAAUGGAUUCUUCUACGACCACUUUGGUACAAUGGCAACGCGGCUUCUGGCAAUAAUUCUUUAUACCACAGGAACCUUGCUAGUGGCACUAUCCAACGAAGCUCUCUCUCUCUUGCUUUUUCCUGCUCUAUCCUUCAUAGCUGCGGGGGGGAUUCUAUUUCUAAUGACGAAUAUGCAGGUGGGGAACCUGUUUGAUACUCAUAGGUCCACCAUUAUAACAAUCUAUAAUGGGGCCUUUGACUCUUCAUCGGUUAUUUUUCUCAUUAUUAAGGUGCUGUAUGAGAGAGGAGUUUCUCUUCGCUCCUCUUUUUUCUUCCUCUCAGCUUGUAAUGUCAUUCAUCUCCUCCGGACUGUCUUUCUCAUGCCGAAGUCACACAUUCCCUAUCCAGUCCCAGAGAACUACACGUAUGGCCUGAGCUGUGCCAAAUCAAACAACUACAAUGUUGAAGAAUACGAGGCAGAGCGAGAACAGAGUUUAGAUAAAGGUGGAUGUGAAGAUGAUGAGCCACUGGAGACUGCAGACUCGCCAGACAACUCUGAGAAAGUGAGCUUAAAGAGCUGUGUUUUGUCCUGGUUCUUCUUGUGGCAUCUGGUAUGGCUGUCAGUCAUGCAACUUCGACAUUAUUUCUUCAUUGGGACUCUGAAUCCAAUGCUGAACAGACUGGCCGAUCAAGACCCAGUUACUGUGAGUCAGUACACCAAUGCGUUUGCCUUCACUCAACUUUGUGGAGUUCUCUGCGCUCCCUGGAAUGGCCUUCUAAUGGACAGACACAGAAGAAGACCACUAGCUCCAGGCCUGUCAGAACGAGAAGCAGACCUGCGCUCCUCCAUUCUGUCUCUCCUCCUCACCUCCCUCCAGUGCCUCCUGUUUUCCAUCUUUGCCAGCGUUCCCCUCCUCCCUAUCCAGUAUCUCACCUUCAUCCUUCAGGUCCUCAACCGUUCCUUUUUAUAUGGAGGCAAUGCUGCAUUCAUCAGUAUAGCGUUUCCUGCCCAUCAUUUUGGAAAGCUAUAUGGUCUGGUGAUGUCUCUGUCUGCCAUGGUGUCUUUGCUACAGUAUCCAUGCUUUGCUCUCAGCACAGUUCUUGGAGAUCCCUUUUAUGUGAACAUCAUAUUAACUGUCCUGACUCUACUGGCCUUCAUACACCCUCUUAAUGUUUUCCUUCGCUGCAGAGAGCUGACAAAACAGAGAGAGAACUUAAAGAGCAUGUCAGAGUCCUCAAUAACAGAAACAUCAAUGUAUUAACUUAAAUCAUGGCUUUAACACAUAGGAGUACUUGUGAUAUGAUUAUGCAUAUCUAUCUAUCUAUCUAGGUAUUUUGUAAAAUGACAAAAGGAAAACAUUUAAAAUUAUGCAUUCACAUUACUUUGUAUCACCACUGUCUUUCUAAAGAUAAAAAAAACUCAGAAAUGAAACGUGAUAGCCAGAAAUGUAAUAUAAUUUAAUAAAAUGUAAUUUAAUUAUUAAAUAUUUACAACCUUUAUCAGUGCAGAAACUACAAUUAAAUACAAUAAAAGUUUAUUACUUUGUUGUUAAUGAACAGAGCAAUAUUUAGAAAAAAAACAUUGGUUUACACACAAUAAUGGAACAUAUCUUAUGGUGAAAUGGGAUUCAGAGACAUGGGUCCUAAAAGAGCUCCAAAAAAUGUUGUGUGAUAGCCAAUUGUGCAUCAGGAGGAAUGCUAAUAACCCUUCCUUUACUGGGAAAGCAUUAACACAGCUUUCGAACCAUCAUGGAGUUUGAAAGCUGUGUUAAUUAGCCAAUGGCCUGCUGUCCGAAACAAAUAAUACUGAUUGAUUACUGCCGCUGCGUGCCAUCCCACAAUGCAUCUCACAGGUUCAAAAAAGUGCAUUCAGUUGACUGAUCAAGAAUUUUAUGUAAAGAUUUGACAGAAAACAUGCUGCAGGCUAUGGUUUGCACUAGAUGAAUUUUUUUAUUGAUUUGUUUUGGUCUACAGUCUGAUUUGUAUGGUCUUAUUUUAAGUCAUAGUUUACAUCAUUGAAAAUUUGGGAAAAACAUGAAUGAAUAAAAGAUUUAUGGAACACUUUCCCCCUUUGUCAUCAAAACAAGCAAGUGUAUGAAAAAGGUCUUUUGGAAAAGCACUAUGGUUUAAAUAAGUAGCAAUUACAAGGUUUUUAUUUAAAAAAUAUGUACUGCAUUACACUUCUCACAACUCCCUUUUUCGUACAUUCUCAAAGUUAGCGAGACAUCAUUCGCACAAACUCUGUGAAGGGAAAGAUAAAAAAUAGGUUUAGCUGUUCAUGCAUAAAAUUAAAUGCUGCUUUAGGUGAAAAAUAUGCAACUUUAAACCCUUAUCCAUAAUAAAGGAUGGGCAUGUUUUAGGUUUAGACUAGUUUGAGUUCAUUAUGUUAUCUCAGACUAAACUGUGAUCACUGGCAUUCGGGCCUACAACUCAUU
Molecule: messenger RNA, 2830 nt
Organism: Triplophysa rosa
Lineage: Eukaryota; Metazoa; Chordata; Actinopteri; Cypriniformes; Nemacheilidae
Gene: slc43a3a
Product: solute carrier family 43 member 3a
Exons: 12
Coding region: 149-1657 (502 amino acids)
Biological process (GO): transmembrane transport
Molecular function (GO): transmembrane transporter activity
Source: RefSeq, a predicted model, not a curated record